AUGUCCCCGCAAACCCCCACCAGUGUCCAAGUGCCCCCCGUCCUUGGAGGCUAUCACCUUUAUCAAUUAUUGGAGUCCAACGCGCCCACCCACAUCUAUCUGGCUACUGACUACGAGACCGGGAUUGAUGUUGCCUUGAAGGUGGAGCAUCAUCUGAAGGCUACUUCACGGUCGGCCAUCCAAUAUGAGCAAAAGAUUUACUCGCACCUCCCUGCUAAAUCGGAGGGAAUCCCUCAGUUCUUUUCGGGUGGGUCUUUGGGUGGCUGGGAGUACAUCGGGGUAGAGCUUCUGGGCCCCUCUGUCGCUACCUUGCUUGCGGAGAGCGGUCGCAGCAGCCUUGAACUGCACAGUGUCUGUUGCCUUGGGAUGCAACUGAUUGAUCGGCUAGCCCUUCUUCAUGAUCACGGCAUCCUGCACCGUGAUAUCAAGCCCGAGAACUGUGUCAUCGGCCUGACGCCUGGCACAGAGCAAACCAUCUAUCUCACGAACUUUGGCUGUGGCAAGUAUAUCCGCCACCCACUGAGAUUCAUGAAUGAUGGGGAUUUACAAAUGGGUUUCUUCACGUAUAUCAUCCCUCCUUUCGUGACUACCUUAGCCUACACCUACCGGGAUGAUUUUGAGGCACUCGCACUCACCCUCAUCCACCUGAUCAAGCCAUAUGGCCUUCCUUGGGCUAGGAGGGGGAUGCUUCGGCAAGAGGAUCGACUCGGACAGCAGCUUCUUUCAACCGCCAAAGCGAAUACUGCCAUGGAAGGCCUUUGCAGCAACAUCCCCACCAUUUUCAAGGACUUUCUGUUGUACUGUAGGUCCAUGAAAGUAAAUGAAUACCCUGAUUAUCAACAGUGGCGAGACCGACUUUCGGAGCCCAUCGUUGAGAAGGGGUAUGAGGCCGCCUCCCCCUUCUAUUGGCCUCCACUUCCGUUGCCUUCAAGCCCGCGUGCUUCAAGACACCAUUCACCUGUCUUUAUCUCCCCUCAAGAAACCCACCAUUUAAGCCUAAGCCCCAUCCCUCUCCACCUUCCCACUCUCCCUGCUCAUAGCCCUCAAGAUGACUUCCAUGAGCUCCUUCUUGGAGGGCAUGCCACCAAGGCGGCCCUAAUCAAGAUUCUCCGGUUUGACAUUCUGCCAUUUGCAAACAGCAACAGAAAACUUGCUGAUGUGGUGCUGCAAUUCUGCGACGUUCUCCAAUUCCAUCGGAAUGGACCCUACAUUACUAAGGAUGGUUUCGAGUUUUUGAAUCAGCUUAUCAACAAGCUGAGUGGUGGCCUGGAAGGUGUUUGGCAUUUUGACAAAGAAGAAGGUUUUGUGGCUGUCAAAUUGGCUGAGCUUGAGGAUCUGCGUGAUGAAGUGAGGGCUGCCCGCAAUAAGCAGCAACUUGCGAAGAUGGUCAUCUGCUUUGGUGAAGCGCACCGCGGAAAGCAUGAUAAAAAGGCAACAAAGAAUGGCUUCAAGUUCCUCCAGGGGCUUGCAGCUCGACUCAAGACUCUGUGA
Molecule: messenger RNA, 1491 nt
Organism: Pleurotus ostreatus (oyster mushroom)
Lineage: Eukaryota; Fungi; Basidiomycota; Agaricomycetes; Agaricales; Pleurotaceae
Exons: 6
Coding region: 1-1491 (496 amino acids)
Biological process (GO): protein phosphorylation
Molecular function (GO): ATP binding; protein kinase activity
Source: RefSeq, a predicted model, not a curated record